Molecule: messenger RNA, 4369 nt
Organism: Cuscuta epithymum
Lineage: Eukaryota; Viridiplantae; Streptophyta; Magnoliopsida; Solanales; Convolvulaceae
Source: the annotation of a GenBank genome assembly
CGGUUAAAUGUGCCCUAUUUGGCUAAUGGACGAGUUAAGAAGUCUGAAACCGAAUGGAUUUCCCAAAUUUAUAUUGCAAUUCGAUUCCUACUGGUUCCACCUGCACAGACGUAAAGGCACCAAUAUAUAUCACGAUUUCAGACGAAUUGAGGGACGAUCACCAGUUUGAUCGACUAGGUCUUAUCCACAAAAGUUUGAGAACCAGGAUUCCCGUUUCCGCAGGGUUUGAUUGAUUGGAACCGGGAUGAUGAUGACGGACAAUACUUCGGAAUUGCGGUAUCCGGAGGAGUUAUCUGCAGCCAGCGGUGAAGCUUGUGGGAAGGAUUCUGAUGAUCUGUCUAUAGAUAUCGAUGACCUUUUGAGUAUGCUCGGGGAGAAGGAUUCCGAUAAUUUUCAGAGCAGAUCAGGGGAUUCAUCUUCGAAUUUCAUGCCACAUGUCCACUCUUCAUCAAAGCCUCCAUUUUCAGCAUCGACAUAUGGGCCUGAGACUUUUAAUUGUUUGGCUGGUGCUUCACGUCCUGGUUCAUAUGAAGUUGGCUCUGUUGUUCAUAGUUCAGUUGGGAGCCUGCCUCACUGGAUGCUUCCAGGCAAUGGUAAACUCUGUUCAGAUGCCGAUAGCCCAUCAAAGAGUGAUUCAUCUAAUAUCAAAGAACCAUUAGCAUCAAUUAUAACAGAAUCUUCUGCAGCAGAAUUUGAGAUGCCUUCAUGGGCUGAGCUUUUUGCUGCCUCCACUCAAGCUCAGACUAGAGGUUUAAGUGAAAUUGGAACUUGGACGCAAGAUUCAUCACACAAAUUGUCAGAAGAUAUCCCAUCAUUUCCAUCGCUUGCACAGAAGGAUUUUUCUCGCAAAUUAGGUUUUAGUAUUUUGCCAUGCAAUGUUGGGAAAAUGCACAAUUUAAAGAAUGAAAUACAGGAGCCUUUGGCUCAGUAUAGCAGAACAGACAUCAUCAUUGGCAAUGGGGAUUCAAAAGCAAGUGCAGAUGGAGUUUGGGAUGCUCUUACUGCUGCUGAUACUAAGAUGCUGAAUGUUAACUCUCGUUAUGUUGAAAUGAGGGUCCCUACUCAGCAGCACAUUCAGUCAAGUAGGCUCUGCAAAAAGCUAGAAUGUACAACUGAUCUAAAAUAUGAACCGAUGAAUAGAAACCCAUGUACUGCUGAUGAAACAAUUGUUGCUAAAGAGCUGUCAGAUCCAUAUUCCUCUCACAAUUUCCCUUUCUAUUCAAGCAAGUUGCAUAUGCAUUGUGGAAAUGAUCAAAAGCAAGACGUAUUGUGUGAGUUUGUAAAGCCUGGCCAUCAUUCUAUUAGGCUCAUUGAUGGCACCCCUGAGAGGCCCAUUCUUCUUAGUCAUGAUCCUGAUCCUGAUGUGCAGGUUGUAGAGAAAUAUCAUUCCUUGCCAGUUUCAGUUAAGAAUGAGUUUCACUGCUCUAGAGCAGAGAACAAACAUAUAGUGGCGCCAGAAUUUGACUCUCAUAUGGCAACAUUUACUCCACAAGUAAUUCAAAGUAGUUCAUUUGCUCAAAGAUCUUACACUGCUAUCGACGAUGAUGACGAUGACCUGUGCAUUCUUGAGGAUUUGAGUGCACCUGCACGUCCGAAUCUAUCUAUUCUUAAAGGGAUGCCCUAUGUUACUUCACACCAUGCUGCAUCUAGUGAAAACUUCGCUCAUGUUGGAGUGGGACAAAUGAAGCUCAAGUUAAAUAACGAGCAAUCUAUUUUCGAAGCUGCCUUGCAGGACCUUCCUCAGCCAAGAGCAGAAGAUACACCUCCAAAUGAUGUGUUGUCUGUUCCUCUUUUGAGGCAUCAGAGAAUUGCUUUGGCUUGGAUGGUUAAGAAGGAGACAACAAAUCUACACUGUUCUGGGGGGAUUCUUGCCGAUGACCAGGGACUUGGAAAGACUGUAUCCAGCAUUUCACUAAUACUCAAAGAAAGACCAUCAUCUUUCAGGGCACCUACAUUUAUCCCAAAGCAAACAGAGACAGAGAUGUUGAAUUUGGAUGAAGAUACUGAUGUUGAUUGUCAUUCCUAUAGACAUGGAUCAAGUAAAGGUGUUGAUUCUAAUCAAGGUAAUAGUGCAAGUUCCAUUAAAAAAUCAGUGCUUGCAAAAGGCAGGGCAGCUGCUGGAACUCUUGUUGUAUGUCCAACCAGCGUUCUGCGUCAAUGGUCUGAAGAAUUGCACAAUAAGGUAGCAAGCAAAGCUAAACUUUCUGUUCUAGUGUACCAUGGAAGUAACAGAACCAAGGAUGCUCUAGAGCUAGCCAAGUAUGAUGUUGUAGUCACAACCUAUGCGAUAGUAAGCAUGGAAGUUCCAAAGCAGCGUCUUGUUGAAGAAGAAGAAGAUGAGACAGGAAAGCGAUCUGAGGGUUGUCCUAUGAAACUUCCAUACAGUAAAAAGAGGAAAAACUUUCCUAGCUCAGGAAGUAAAUCAUCGAAGGCUAGAAGGGGGGUGGACAGUGAAUUACUCGACACUGGCACUCGUCCCCUUGGUCGAGUUGUAUGGUUUAGGGUAAUACUGGACGAGGCUCAAUAUAUUAAGAAUCACAAAACACAAGUAGCUAGGGCUUGUUGGGGUCUACGUGCUAAACGCAGGUGGUGCUUGUCGGGUACACCUAUCCAGAAUUCAAUUGAUGAUCUGUAUAGCUACUUCAGAUUUCUCAGAUUUGAUCCGUAUUCAUCUUACAAAAUAUUUUGCUCAUCACUUAAAGUUCCAAUUCAAAAACAUCCAUCGAGUGGAUAUAGAAAACUACAAGCUGUGCUCAAGACCAUAAUGCUUCGUCGUACUAAGAGUACACAAAUUGAUGGAGAACCUAUCAUCAAUCUUCCACCUAAAAGAAUAGAAUUAAAAAGAGUGGAAUUCACAGAUGAGGAACGAGAUUUCUACUGCAAGCUUGAGUCUGAUUCACGUGCACAAUUUGCAAAAUAUGCAGCAGCUGGAACCGUCAAUCAGAAUUACGUUAACAUAUUACUAAUGCUUUUGCGACUUCGUCAAGCUUGUGACCAUCCUCUUCUUGUUGGCGGGUCCAAUUCAAGUUUAGUCUGGAAUUCAUCCGCUGAAAUGGCCAAGAAAUUACCGCAGGAGAAACAGAUUUCACUCCUGAGUUGUUUGGAGGUUUCUUUAGCGAUCUGUGGCAUAUGCAGUGAUCCUCCAGAAGAUGCUGUGGUGUCGAUCUGCGGGCAUGUGUUUUGCAAUCAGUGCAUUUGUGAACACCUAACAGUGGAUGCUACCCACUGUCCUGCACCAAACUGCAAAGCACAUCUUAAUGUUUCUUCAGUGUUCUCCAAAUCAAUUUUAACUGUGGCUUUAUCUAAUCUGCCCCACUCAGUAAAUAAUCCCACACAUGAAACAUCUGAUGUUUCAUCUUCGGGAUGUUCAUAUGAUUCAUCAAAAAUUAAGGCUGCUCUUGGGGUGCUUCAAUCCCUGCCUAAAUCUCGAAGUGGCAAAUUAGGUGGAGAGAAAGCACUUGUGUUUUCACAAUGGACAGGGAUGUUGGAUUUGCUUGAAGCUUGUCUAAAAAAAACUUCAAUUCAGUACAGGAGACUAGAUGGAACCAUGUCUAUUGCUGCUAGGGACAAAGCCGUUAAAGACUUCAACACAAUUCCAGAGGUUUCUGUGUUGAUUAUGUCCUUAAAAGCGGCAAGCCUGGGUCUGAACCUUGUUUCAGCUUGUCAUGUACUCUUACUGGACCUGUGGUGGAACCCGACUACAGAGGAUCAAGCAAUUGACCGAGCACAUCGUAUCGGGCAAACUCAGCCAGUCAAAGUUUUGCGCUUGACUGUGAAAGAUACAGUUGAAGAUCGUAUUCUGGCCCUUCAGGAAAAGAAGAGAGAAAUGGUUGCAUCAGCAUUUGGAGAGGAUGAGAAUGGUGGCCGUCAGACUCGUCUAACUACAGAGGACUUGCAAUACUUGUUCCGGAUCUAAAUCUGCGGUGGCGUCUUUGCAUUUGCAAUCUUUUAGUGGCAGGCAAACGGGCCUUAUCUAUUCACAUUCUUUACUGGCUAACAGUCCGCCGAAGAUGAGAAGAUUCAUUUUUUGGGGGGAAACUCGCAUGAGAUAGCGUUCGUCUAACAAUUCAUUGCCUUGUAUUUGAAGAGUAGGUUUUAGGUGUGAUCGUAUAUUGGUCGAGGGUAUAGUGGUGGAGUUUUAGAUUGAUAGUGCUUUCGGUUCAACCUUUCUCUGCAUAGGCAUUGUUGAUGCGAUUUUUCUUUCUUUUCACAUAGCAUAAUGUAACUAAGCAUAUGAAAACAUAACAUCAGACAGUUAUAGCCUUAUAGGGUAAGAGUUAUUUUCAACAAAUGUUUGUCGUUGUUAUUAACACUCUGCGUCGCAAAUAUCAAAGGAAAGUGUAGAAUUUAAUGCAGUCUCCAAAGUCCA